Messenger RNA from Pristis pectinata (smalltooth sawfish), 1062 nucleotides. RefSeq names its product G protein-coupled receptor 139 (gene gpr139). The transcript has 2 exons. Lineage: Eukaryota; Metazoa; Chordata; Chondrichthyes; Rhinopristiformes; Pristidae. Bases 1 to 1062 code for a protein of 353 amino acids. Gene Ontology annotation, biological process: G protein-coupled receptor signaling pathway. The record is from RefSeq and is a predicted model, not a curated record. Gene Ontology annotation, cellular component: membrane. Gene Ontology annotation, molecular function: neuropeptide receptor activity.
AUGGAGCACAAUCACAUUUUCACCAUCAACAGUACUCUACUCUCCCACGAUGGAAAGCAGUACGGAUGUGGUUUAGGAUAUGUGCGUGUUAUCUACUACAGUUUUCUUCUGUGCUUAGGUUUGCCAGCUAACAUACUCACGGUAAUCAUCCUUUCUCGCUUGGUGGCUCGGAGACAAAAGUCCUCCUACAAUUAUCUCCUGGCUCUGGCUGCUGCAGACAUAUUCAUCCUUUUCUUUAUUGUCUUUCUCGAUUUUCUACUUGAAGACUUCAUUCUCGGCCAACAGAUGCCUCAAGUUCUGGAUAAGAUCAUUGGAGUCCUGGAAUUCUCUGCUAAUCACACAUCAAUUUGGAUAACGGUUCCUUUAACCAUUGACAGAUAUAUUGCUGUAUGCCACCCACUUAAGUAUCAUACAGUGUCCUAUCCUGCACGCACCCGGAAAGUUAUAAUGAGUGUCUAUGUCACAUGUUUCUUGACCAGUAUUCCAUAUUACUGGUGGCCAAAUAUUUGGACUGAAAACUAUACAAGUACUUCCAUGCAUCAAAUUCUGAUUUGGGUUCACUGUUUUACUGUAUACCUGGUUCCAUGUUCAAUAUUCUUUGUUCUGAACUCAAUCAUUAUCCACAAACUUAAAAGAAAAAGCAACUUCCGCAUGCGGGGCUACUCCACAGGGAAGACAACUGCUAUUUUGCUCACUAUUACAACAAUAUUUGCAAUACUUUGGGCCCCAAGAAUGGUGAUGAUUCUCUACCAUCUCUACGUUUUGCCUAUAAACAACGGAUGGUUGGUGCACAUAGUGUCAGACAUAGCCAACAUGCUUGCUUUCCUGAACACAGCCAUCAAUUUCUUCCUUUAUUGCUUCAUCAGUAAACGUUUCCGCACAAUGGCAGCUGGAACACUAAAGGCCUUCAUUAAAUGCCAGAAACAGCCGGUGCAAUUUUAUACAAACCAUAAUUUCUCAAUCACCAGCAGUCCAUGGAUCUCACCUGCCAACUCCCAUUGCAUCAAGAUGCUUGUGUACCAAUAUGAUAAAGAUGGAAAGCCUCUGAAGAUAUCUCCAUGA